Oikopleura dioica is the source of this 285-nucleotide messenger RNA. Lineage: Eukaryota; Metazoa; Chordata; Appendicularia; Copelata; Oikopleuridae. The record is from the annotation of a GenBank genome assembly.
AUGGCGACUCAAACUGGCGACAAGCCUCUUUACUUUUUUGUCAUAUUCCCACUUGCACCUGCUUUUCUUCUCUUGUCGUUCGCGUUUUGGUACAACUGUGUUCGGCCAAAACUUUUUAAAGAAAAAGUCCGGAAAGAAAGAGAAGCUCUUUACAUAACAAUCGCCGAAGAUAUGAACAGAAAAGCUGCAGCAAGUAUUCGGAAAGAGUUGAUAAUUAGACUUAUUGACAACGAUUUUGACUAUUCACCAGUUAUAAUUGAAAAUUAUGAGACCGCUUUAUUUUGA